GCAGAUCUGAGAAGACUUGCCGAGCUGGCAGGACUCUCAGACUGUGGAUGAAACACCACCAGUGAAAUACAGAAGGAUAUAUCCAGAGAAGGGUGGUGGCUCCCACCAAGGAAUAGAUGAACAUGGCCUGGCAGAUGACACAGCUGCUGCUUCUGGUUUCGGUGGCUACUGCGUGGGGCGCCCAGUCCAGGACUCCAGGGGCCAGGAGAGACCUGCUCAAUGUCUGCACGGACGCCAAGCACCACAAGACAAAGCCGGGCCCUGAGGACAAGCUGCAUGACCAGUGCACUCCCUGGAGGAAGAACGCCUGCUGCUCACACAACACCAGCCAGGAGCUGCACAAGGACCCCUCCCUCUUGUAUAACUUUAACCUGGACCACUGCGGCAAGAUAGAGCCUGCCUGCCAGCGCCACUUCAUUCAGGACAACUGUCUGUACGAGUGCUCACCCAAUCUGGGGCCCUGGAUCCAGGAGGUGAACCAGAGCUGGCGCAAGGAACGCUUCCUGGACGUGCCCCUGUGCAAGGAGGACUGUCAGCAAUGGUGGGAGGACUGCCGCACCUCCUACACCUGCAAGAGCAACUGGCACAAGGGCUGGGACUGGAGCUCAGGAUCGAACAAGUGUCCAGCCGGAGCCACCUGUCGCACAUUUGAGACCUACUUUCCCACGCCCGCAGCCCUGUGUGAGGGCAUCUGGAGCCGCUCCCACAAACUCAGCAACUACAACUGAGGGAGCGGCCGCUGCAUCCAGAUGUGGUUCGACCCGGCCCAGGGCAACCCCAACGAGGAAGUGGCCAGGUUCUAUGCCUUGGCCAUGAGUGCUGGGGCCAUGUCCCAUGGGAUUGGGCUUCUCCUGCUCAAUUUGGUCCCUAUGCUGCACCUCUGGCUCCUCAGCUGAGUCCCUCCCACUGCCGACAUCUGGACAUCUUCCUUGACUGCACCCACCCUAGGUGACCCAGCCUCAGCCCAGCUCAGCAAUCUCAGAUAAAGGGGCCUCCCAAUGCCCUAGUAAUUAUGCUUCUUGAUCCAAGAUGGGUCAUAUGGGGUUC
Molecule: messenger RNA, 1047 nt
Organism: Panthera uncia (snow leopard)
Lineage: Eukaryota; Metazoa; Chordata; Mammalia; Carnivora; Felidae
Product: folate receptor gamma-like
Exons: 5
Biological process (GO): fusion of sperm to egg plasma membrane involved in single fertilization; cell adhesion; sperm-egg recognition
Cellular component (GO): external side of plasma membrane
Molecular function (GO): signaling receptor activity
Source: RefSeq, a predicted model, not a curated record